Messenger RNA from Paracoccidioides lutzii Pb01, 2595 nucleotides. RefSeq lists its product as hypothetical. The transcript is spliced from 2 exons. Gene Ontology annotation, cellular component: nucleus; Slx1-Slx4 complex. The coding region runs from base 1 to 2595 and encodes 864 amino acids. Gene Ontology annotation, biological process: DNA repair; DNA replication. The record is from RefSeq and is a predicted model, not a curated record. Gene Ontology annotation, molecular function: 5'-flap endonuclease activity.
AUGACAACGCAGUCGUCGUCCGACGGGCGGAUGUUUACCAGCUCCAUAAUCCCCGUUAUUCCUGACUCCUCUCCAACCGCUGCAGAGGUCAUAGAGCUAUCAUCGCAGUUAAGCCUGCCAUCACCAACGUCACUGCUAGAUUUUCUAUCGACCUCGACGUCGCGUGGACCCACAAGAUCAGACACUGUUGGGGAUAAGACGCAGGGGAAGGAAGUUUUGGACACCAGGCCUAUCUUAGAAAACAGUUUUAGGCGGGAGAAUAGGGUGGUAACAGGAACAGGAGGAAAGGCUGCGACAGGGAAAAGACUUAAACGAAGAACAGAGAGCCCUGGGAACGCUUGUCAAUCAAAGAUUCAUAUCGUAUCUGGGGAACAGAUCAUUCUCGGCCAAUCAAGACCGGAGAAGAAAGCUGCGAAAACAAAGCGUACGAAGAAAGAAGAUGGUUUAAUCAACUACAAAUUGCAUGGUAGAGUUUCAAAGGCAAACCAGACUGUAAGUCGUCAGCCAGAAACGAAAAUAUCAGCACCGAAGGAAUGCAAUGACACAACGCAACCCGCUGGAAAUGACCAUAUCAAUGAUUUGGACGAUGGGUUACAGCUUGAACAGGCCACCCAAAGAAGGUUUGAUUGGACUCCUACAAAAGAUACUACGAUACCGGUGAUAGAUUUGGUUGGGGAUAGUCCAUCUUCAUGUGAGAAAAGUUUAAGCGGGAUGCGGAGCACGAGAACAAUGUUGUCUAAUUAUGAAUUCAGCGGUGUUGUGGGAACACUGGGAGGUUCAAGAUCGGAAGGCACUCCUGACGCUCCCACAACAAAGCGUCCGAUAGAGCUUCUGAAAGUCAACAACUUCAAAGAAAUAUCAGGCCUCUCAGACGACAGACAGUCCUCGAUAACCGAAGAUUCUGAGAGUGCCACGUCGAAGCCACGCAGAGUAAAGGCUAAAAAUCGGCCAAAGUCAAAAUUAACAACAAUCACUUCUUAUGCAACUGCUAAAUACACCGUAGUUGAAAAGUCAGUCAAUUUGGAUCCUGUUGAGACUCUGCUGUCUGACGAACCCGGGAAGGAAAAAAGCGCAGCCAAACGAACGUCGGGUGCCAGGUGCGCUAAGCCCGGUAGAAAGAAGUCAACUACCACAGAGAAAAAGAACGAACCUCCUAUAUUCAAGGUGGUUCAUCCACUCGAGGCCUUCAAAGCAUUUGGAGGGCAAGAGUUAUUGUUUGGGACUUCGAGCCAGCUGGCAAACGGACAUUCGGAAGAUCAACAUGAACAAAAUGAAGGAACUUCACACAUAAGCAAUUCUAGUGCUUUUCUACCGUUAUCGAGGUCAGAAUCCUCAUCUAAGGCACUUUCACAAGCUAGUUUGGGCUCUGGCUUUUUGAAAUUAUCAAGUUCAAAAAAUUUAUGGUCUGCAGGUGCUAGGGAUUUGACCGGAGCAGUUCUUGAGAUAGACGAAAUUGAUCUGUCAGAACAUCGGAUGAAGCCUUCUAUUUUUGCAUUCCAGCCCAAAGCACCACUUGGUUGCAAGGCGGAUACUCAAAUUCCACCCCAACUGGGUGAAAUUGACUCUGAUAAUUCUUGUCAAAAGCCAUUGGCGGCAAUUGAUCCUCCCGAGUUUGUCACCCGAAGCGAAACCCCAUCCGAAAAAGGAGUUUUACAUAAAUAUAUUGUGAAACCCACUCACACAAAUUCUUGUUCUCAAUCCGGGUCAAGCAUUUCGGUAGGUAGCCCUGAAAAGCCGGUUCAAGAUAAACCUAUAUUCAACGGGUUUACCACUUCAGAAUUAGCGAAGAAGGUUGCCGCAUACGGCUUCAAGCCAAUAAAGAGUAGAGAUAAAAUGAUUUCGCUUCUUGAGAAAUGUUGGGAAAAUCGAAAUAAGGCACCGAACUCGGUGCCAAAAUUAACACCAGGAGAUGGACUUUCCAAAGUUGAUGAGCCCACGAAGGGACAGUCAUUAGGACCACAUUUACAACCAAAUUCAAUUUCUCAGAAGGCAACCACGCAAGUUCCCAAGGUAAAACCGGCUAAGCGCGCUACGAAGUCCCAGGGCGUUCCCGUGUCAAGCAGGCGUUCAACCUCGACAUCCAAGGUGUCCAGGAAACGUACCGUGUCUCCUUCCGCAAUUCUGGUUGACGAUGACCAAACAAGUGACUCUACUGGAGACUCAGUUCCGCCAUCACGUCCUCGUCAACCCUCAAAGAGCUGCACACCACGUGACAGAGAAAACACCCCUGAAUCAUUCAAUCUCCCAACGACCCCCUUAACAAUACGUUCCGGAAAGGUUCCUAGUACUGUAACCUCUUCCGAAUCUCUCCCCAGCCUCUACACCCAGAUAACGGCGGCCAUAAAAGCACAACCUCGCCUCCGGGCAUUCAACGGAGUGAAACAACCUACGUGGUACGAGAAGAUACUCAUGUAUGAUCCAAUUCAGCUCGAGGACCUGGCUGUAUGGCUCAACACUGAUGGGUUUGAACGCAUUGGUGAGGAUCGUGAGGUUUGGCCCGGCUUGUUAAGGGAGUGGUGUGAAAGUAAAGGGGUAUGUUGUAUAUGGAGAAAGCAGCGGGGCGCGAGGGCUCAUUGUCCUCUGGUGAGGGCUUGA